Molecule: messenger RNA, 1608 nt
Organism: Fonsecaea multimorphosa CBS 102226
Lineage: Eukaryota; Fungi; Ascomycota; Eurotiomycetes; Chaetothyriales; Herpotrichiellaceae
Exons: 2
Coding region: 1-1608 (535 amino acids)
Molecular function (GO): succinate-semialdehyde dehydrogenase (NAD+) activity
Source: RefSeq, a predicted model, not a curated record
AUGGCGCCCAGCUUGAUUCACACCACGACUACCGAUUCUUACAACUCUGAGGGCACUCUUUCGAACUGCAGAGAUGGUGUGAUUCCGAGUCCUUCGGCCUUUGAUACUGGUUCCACCAUUCCUCUCUGGCUUAAUGGUGAGCAAGUCGAGCUGUCUGAAACCUUCGAUGUGAUAUCCCCCCAAAAUCAGAAAGUUCUAUACAAGUGCUCCUCUGCCAGCGAGACAGAUGUCGAGAGAGCGGUUGCUUCAGCACAGGAGGCAUUCAAGGCCUGGUCCCAGACGAAGCCCAACUUUCGAAGAGACAUUUUCUUGCGCGCAGCCGACAUCUUUGAGAAGCGAAUGCAGGAAUUAGGCCACUACAGCCAGACCGAGACUGGGGCGCUGCCGUCCAUGUUCUCGCUUGAGCACGGUCUUGCUGCAGAUGCAUGUAGGAGCGUCGCGGGUCUCAUCCAGAUCGCUACGGCUUCUUCGGUCCUUAACCCAGCAGAACACGGGAGCAACGCGAUCACGGUUAAACAGCCAUAUGGGGUGGUCUUGGCCAUAUCUCCUUGGAACGUCCCCAACGUGCUCGCCCUCAGGGCUUGCUUGCAGCCGUUGGCCAUGGGUAACACGGUGGUGCACAAAGGGCCCGAAUUAGCUCCCGCUACUCACUGGGGCGUUGUCUCCGUUCUCCACGAGGCCGGCCUUCCGGCAGGGUGUUUGAACACCAUCUACCACCGUCCGGCCGAUGCUGGCAAAAUAACCAGCGCGCUCAUUGCCCACCCUGCGAUCAAGAAGAUCAACUUCACCGGCUCGACCUCUGUCGGCGCCAUCAUCGCCUCACAAGCUGGAAAGUAUCUAAAGCCGACCGUGAUGGAGCUUGGAGGGAAAGCCCCCUCGAUCGUGUGCGAGGACGCCAAUAUCCCAUACGCGGCCCAACAAUGCGCCCUAGGCGCCUUGCUUCAUGCCGGGCAGAUCUGUAUGUCCACGGAGAGAAUUAUCGUCCACGUCCGGAUCGCCGACCAGUUCCGGGCCGCCCUCAAGGACACCAUCGACGAGAUCUUCACCGAGAAGGGCAUCGGGGCUCCCCGACUGGUAUCUCUCCCGGCAGUCAACAAGACGAACGCCCUGGUCGCCGAUGCUCUCUCAAAGGGCGCUACAGCUCUCUGUGGCGGCCCGGCCGCGAAUACCGCCAACAACGACGUCGUCACCGACCGUGCCGUUGACACAAAACUGGCGCCCACUGUGCUUCAAGACGUGGCACCGGGAAUGGAUAUCUACUACACCGAAUCCUUCGGGCCGACCGUGUCUCUCUAUGUCGUCGACUCGGACGACGAAGCCAUCAGACUGGCAAACGACACGCAACAUGGCCUCUCGAGCGCUGUCUUCACAGAAGACUUAAGGAGAGGGUUGGGUAUCGCUAAGAAGAUCGAGACCGGAGCCGUGCAUAUCAAUUCUAUGACAGUCCACGACGAACCGGCCUUGCCUCAUGGGGGAGUGAAAGCCAGCGGUUGGGGUCGAUUCAAUGGCCUGCAGGGCCUCGAGGAGUGGGUCUUCACCCAGGUCGUGACCUGGAAGGAUAGAGACUAUUAUGCGGGCAAGAACAUUGCAUCAUAUAUGAAAUGGUGA